This is a messenger RNA of Fraxinus pennsylvanica, 813 nucleotides long. The record is from the annotation of a GenBank genome assembly. NCBI's taxonomy places the organism in Eukaryota, Viridiplantae, Streptophyta, Magnoliopsida, Lamiales, Oleaceae.
AUGGCUUACUCAGCCAAGCAUUUUACCCUCUUUCUCCUUAUUUCCCUCUUAUCCACAUUUCAUUCUCAUGCAAGAGAUAGUCAAUUCUUCAACAAAGUUCCUAGCACCACCACCAACAACGUUGUCAAAGAAACGCAAGUCCCAAACAAAGAAGACCCUCUAAGCUACCAAGAGCAGGAACCAAAUUUCCUUCCACAGAAUGAAAAUGGAUAUAGCCUUUAUGGUCAUGAGUCCGGUCAACUCCCUCCUUCCACCACCACCGCAACCCCCGCAACCACCACCACCAAGAUUCCAUACAACACUGAAUCAGAAAAACCCCUUAACAAGUAUCUCCCUAAAAACUACAACCCUGUGGCCUAUGUGACUGUACCAGAAGACAUACACAAUAGUAACAGUUUCACAGAAGAAAGUUACAGCACAAGAACUAGCAACAACUACAACUACGACGAGGGCGAUAGUUUCAAUGACCGGCCACAAGAGCUGAGCGCCACCAAGUUCACCGGCGGUGGAAGUUACUCCACCACUCCAAACUACCGUGAGAAUUACUAUAACAACUUCGGCGGACCUAACUUCGAACCUCAAGGAAUGAGCGACACAAGGCUCUUGCAGAACGGGAAAUUCUUUUAUGAUGUUAACAGUGAAAAAUAUAGCAGCAACCACCCAUAUGAAAGCUUGAAAGGGGUUCGCGCAAGGAAUGAGUACAACAACAGGAAUAUUUAUGGGAAGAACGAGAAUUCUUACGAGGAUAAUAACAAGUACUCCAUGGAAGGACAGUAUCAAAAUGAGUUCCAAGAUGAAGAGGAUAUGCCUUGA